AUGGAAAUGAUAUCUAACAGCGAGUUUAAAUCAAUGAAGAUGAGCUUCUCGUGUUCUUCAUUGCAACGCUCAAGCGAGAACCUUGAAAGUUCAGAAUUAGCAAAAAGGAAAGUUAAUAGACCAUACAACAGUCUCACUAAGAAAAGAAAAGAUCCUAAUCAAGAAUAUCACAAACGGAGUUGGAUUAACCGAGACGACUGUAAAGAUGAUUUUUGGGCUGCCAUUCGAUCUAAUUAUGAUUACAUUAUGGAUACAAAUCUUAUUGAUAGCUGUAAAUUAUAUACUUGGCUGGGUAUUUUACAAGAAAUGGUUUAUUCUAAAGAAGAAAAUCUUCUAGAUAAAAGUCUUCGCGCUGCUCACAUGGAGGAGCUUCGACGUAAGGCUUAUCGACGACGAUUAUUCAACGAACAAGCAGCAAAACUUGUGGCUCGCACUCCUUCUCUUCGAGAUGAAGUUGCAUGGCGAGUCGACCAUUUAAAUGCUAAAUGGGAGCUUGUUGAACAAAUAAUGGCCCCAGCCCAACCUACUUCUGACCAACAAGACGUAUCCGCUGACUUUGAACAUGAAGUCAAAUGUCUUAGAAAAUGGUUACGUGAAAUGGAAUCUCGAUUACAACCUUUGAGUUUCCAAGUCAAUUGGACAUUUUUGGAAUUGGAGGAAAAGGCAACUGAGCAUAUG
Molecule: messenger RNA, 678 nt
Organism: Cotesia congregata
Lineage: Eukaryota; Metazoa; Arthropoda; Insecta; Hymenoptera; Braconidae
Source: the annotation of a GenBank genome assembly